CUCUGGGGAGGGCGCGCUCCGGGAGCUGGCCUGGUCCGGCCCGUCGGGAAGGCCCCCAAGUGGGCGUGUUUCACUCCAGGAUCCCCCGCAGGGCCGGGACCCAGUUGCCCGCUGACCGCCCCACACACCUCGUGAUUCCGUCGUGCUUUGCUUCUGCUUUUCCAGCGCGCGGGCCGUACCGUGGGUUGCGCACGGCUCUCCGCAGUCAGCGAGCGCGGUGUCUCGCGGUCCACAUCAGCCCCUGCCUCGAGCCGUGGCGCAGGCCAGCCCCGCAGGGUGCCCCACUUGAGUCACUCACGAUGCCCGAGGUGGUGGGGACAGGCAGCCUGGCCCAGUACUCCCCGUGCAUCACGGGCCCCCGCCUCCCUGGCCACCCCCUCCCUCCGCCGCGGGGGCGCGUGCCGGGGCUCCCCGGCCUGACCCCGGAAGCCUGUGCCAACGCCGCUUGCCUCCUCUGCAGCGUCAUCUGCGAACAGUUCCCAGGAAGCUCCAUCGACAGCUUGCCUGCGAGUGUUGGCUCACGAGGCUUCCUUCUACUCUCAGUUCCAGCUCCGUGACCCCUCCCUCCAUGAAGCUUUCCCCAGUUCAGCCUCAAGCAUACCCACACCAGGGUCCUCUCUGUCGUGGCCUCAGCCCCCUGGGCUGGGGCUGUCUGCCCACAGCUGCCCUACCUUGGCUGUGGCCUUGUGGCUGGCACCCUGACCCAUCCUUUCCUGCAGGUCCUCUUGGUGGCUCCAAGAAGAUUCCCGGCACAACAAUGCCAUCCCCACUGGGCCCCCCGAGUCUGCCCUCUGUGGACCCCGAGGCCAGCCCGGAGUAUCCCGAGGCAGCACGCCAGCGCUUCCGGGGCUUCUGCUACCAGGAGGCGGCAGGGCCCCGUGAAGCCCUGGCCCGGCUCCGGGAGCUGUGCCGCCAGUGGCUGCGGCCCGAGGUGCACUCCAAGGAGCAGAUGCUGGAGCUGCUGGUGCUGGAGCAGUUCCUGGGCGCGCUGCCCCCUGAGAUCCAGGCCUGGGUGCGGGGCCAGCAGCCAGGCAGCCCCGAGGAGGCCGCUGCCCUGGUCGAGGGGCUGCAGCAUGACCCUGGGCAGCUGCUGGGCUGGAUAACAACACAUGUCCUGAAGCGAGCGCUGCUUCCGGCCACACAGAAGACAGAGGAGUCUUUGGGGAGAUCCCACCCUUCAGGGCCAGUGGAGCCCCUCAGGGCAGCCUCUGGGGAGGGGUCGAAGGAUGUGCAGAUGGAGGGGAAUGCCCAGCUCAGCUGCAGCGUGAAGGAGGAGCCUGAUGGCUAUGGGCAGGAGAUGGCACCCUCCAGCCCCCCACAUCCAGCCCAGUCCCGCGACAGGCGCCCUGAACAACAGGACCCGACCUCUGUGCCCUUCCGGCCACCCAGGAUUCAGGAGGAGUGGGGGCUCCUGGACCCGUCACAGAAGGAGGUGUACUGGGACGCGAUGCUGGAGAAGUACGGCACGGUGGUCUCCCUGGGGUUGCCGCGCCCUCUGCCGGAGGCGCGCGCCGAGUCGGAGCCGGAGGCGCUGAGCCCCGAGGAUCCCAGCAGCCUCCGCGCGGGAGGAGGUGAGAGCGGGAGCUCUCGGGAGGCGCCGCGGCCGGCGCGGAGCAGGCCCUACACGUGCGCGCAGUGCGGCCGCGCCUUCGGCUGGAAGUCGGUGUUCGUGAUCCACCGCCGGGCGCACGCGGGCGGCGCGGCCGCCGAGAAGCCGCCGGCGGGGCCGCCCAGGCGCGCGCUGCCGGGCCCGCGCAGCUACGCCUGCGAGGAGUGCGGCCGCAGCUUCAGCUGGAAGUCGCAGCUGGUCAUCCACCGCAAGGGCCACGCCGGCCAGCGGCGCCACGUCUGCGGCGAGUGCGGCCACGGCUUCGACUGGAAGUCGCAGCUGGUCAUCCACCGCAAGAGCCACCGGCCCGAGGCCCCGUGAGCGCGGCCGGCGCGGCCCUGCCCGGCCCGGGGCCCGCCCGCCCUGCUGCGCCGCCGCGGCCUGGAGGCAGCGCAGAGCCCGCGAGGGUCCCCGCCGCUCAGCCUCGCCUCCGAAGCCGCUGCUCGCCCCUCGCCGGCCUCCCGCACCCCGCCUUUCGCAGAGAGAGCUCGGGGCGCCAGCCCGCGGCCGGCCCAGCUUUGGCCAGGGGACUUGCAAGCCCCCGCCUGUGACGUGGUGCUGCCCGCGGCUCUCCCUAGCGCCGGGACAGCGUGGCUCUGGUGACCAGGGCCCUUCCCGCUCCUCCUGCAGCAGCCGGGCCUGAGGUCUCCGCGUGGACGGUGUAGAAAGCCCAGGAGAGCGCGGCCGCCUUCUGUUUGCAGGCAGGUGGAAGGCUAACGUCUGUCCACUUGCGGUUUAGAUUUUUAACAAGUUCCAGUCUCGUACGGGAGACGCUUCUGCAUGAGAACCCUGGUUUCUGGUCCCUGCUGAUCAGAGGAGUGCACCUGCCCCUCUGGCCGGCAGCGGGAGCUGCAGAGCAGCUGUGCCCACGAGCCGGGUCGGUGUCUGGCCUACCCUGGCCACACACACCACUCCCUGGCCUUGUUGUCCUUCAAGCUCUCACGUUCCAGCCAGGAUGGACUUCAAGGGAACGUCUUUCCAAGUAUGGAUGGAUGCACAUGGGCUCCAAGAACAGAUGUCACUUAGGCCAUGCAUGCUGGCAGGUCAGGGUUGCGUCCCCACAGCCCACACGGUUGGUCACUGGGUCGUAAAGCAAGAGGGCGGAGGAUCAGCCGCCCGCUGCCCGUAGCCGUCCGUCUGGGUCCUGGGCGGUCACUCAGCACUUUGGCCAGUGCACUGUAGUACUUUCCUGUUGUCGCUCUCACAAACUCAGUGGCUUGGAACAACAGAAGUGUCUUGUCUAAGGACUCUGAGUCGAGUCUCCCUGGGCCCAAUCACGGUGUCCGCAGGGCUGCUGUCUCCUCAAGGCUCCAAGGGGGAAUCCACGUUAAGGCUUUCUCUGGUCCGUAGACGCUGCUGCAUUCCCUGGUCUCUGGUCCCUUCUCGCAUCUUCAAAGCCAGCAGUGGCUGGUUGAGUCUUGUGCUGCCGCCUCCUUGUCAGGACCCUCAGGGUUCUGUCUAGAGCUUCCCUGGUAACCCAUGAUGAUCCCCCCCAUCUCAGGACCGUGUCUCCUCCACGCCCCACCUACACGCCUGGUCUCAUCUGCAAAAUCCCUUUUACCCGUGAGAUAACAUUCCCAGGAUCCCGGGAUUAGGACAUGGAUGUGUUUUGAGGGUGUUUUCGUGGGAGGUGGUUUCGGGGAAACAGUUGCACCCAAGGAAGGAGCCCUCUGCAGACUUAGGCACGUGCAGGGGUGGCAGGUGGGUGUUGAGUGUGGCUGUGAUCAUGCUUACUGGGCAGAGGUAGGGGGACAUCUAGGCUGGAGGGGGGAGCCUUGCUGCAGCCGAAACUGGGAGAGAGAAGCCUCCAUCUCGGGGGGACCCGUCGUCUCCGUCCCCGGUCUUCUGAGGACCUUUGACCUGUUGACCACACUCAGGCCCGGGGAAGCAAAGCCAGGCAGGACGUGGAAUUGGGCACAGGUGAUCGUAUUACCGAGUCCAGUUUAUACUGCUCGCAACACCACAGGCCAGUAAAUCAGGAGCCGAGUUGUUGGGGCAAAGAGUAGCCGCUUUAUUCAGAAAGCCCGCAGAUUGAGCAGGUGGUGCACUCGUGCCCCAAAGAACCAUCUUGCCUGAGUUAAAAUUCAGGCUUCUUUUAUGUUAAAAGGGGAGGAGUAAAGUCAAACAUUUCCCGGUUCAGGUCAGCCUCCAGAGAGGACGUGUUCAUUUCUUCCUCCCUGCGGUCCUUCACAGGUGGGCCUGGUCAGGAUGUUCCGUGUGAGCUAAACAAAGGUAUUUUAGCGAAUGCUCGUUUCCCGGGAGGCAGGGCUCCCAGAGAUGAGUCAUUAUAUGUAAUUGAAGCUUAUAGGUAACAUCCCUUUAGUGAUUAACUUGUAAUAGAAGACAAAGCUGCGUCCCUGCUACAACCUGGUUGGCAGGCGGGAGACGAGAUCUGUGCUGGGGACACUGAGGAAGAGGACAGAGCAGGGCCGAGCGCUCCAGCCGGGCCAAGGGCCCACCACGUGGGGACGGCCAGGUGCGGAGGGAGAGCGGGCUGGCGGUCUUCUCAUGCAAUUUUCCACGUUUAAUAGUAGUUUACGUUCACUUAGAAAAAUCUGAAACAUACAAGAGGGCGAAGGAGCUCAGGAAACGGUCCCUAACGCUGCCGUCUUAUUCUCGGUGUCCACCCACGGGGGCUCGUGUUGCACAGCUUGUGAGGCGGCUGUAUGUUGUGAAUCGUGUGCUCUUCCCUCACAGCGCCUGUGUUAUUAGAAAAGCCUGGGGAAGCUGUUUGCUGGCUGGCAGUGUCUUUUCCCCCAAGCGCAGGCAGUCCCUUGCUGCCGCCUCGGCAGCACCCAGUGCUGUGCUGGACACUCCUGAGCAGGCACCCGGCUGCAGCCUGGCUGUUUCCGCAACACAGACCCCCCGGCAGCGGGAGUGGGGAGUUUUCGGGAGCAUGGGAUUUCUGUUCUUGUUUUUUUCUUUUUCUUUGUGUAUUAAGACCAAUUAUUUUAUAGUUCUGGAGGUCAGGAGUUAAGCCCAGGGUCACUAAGCUAAACUCCAGGUGCGGCAGGGUGGCGUCCCUCCUGUGAGCCCUGGGAGGACCCACUGCUGGACGUUCCCGCCCUAGAGGCGGCCCGCGCGCCGCUCACCGCCCUUCCCCGCCUUCUGGGCCAGCGUGGCCAGUCAGCUCUCUCCCAGGGCGUUGCCCUGACGCUCUCCUCUGCCGCCCUCUCCACGUCGAAGGGCCUUUGUGAGGACGCUGGGCCCACCUGUGUCGUCCAGAACAGCGUCCCGGCUCAAGGUCAGCUGAUAGGGCGUGGGAUUUUUAAGUUCUCAGUGCAUUCAUCGGUGUCUUCUGGAAACGUGGGGCCCCUCUGCCUUUCCUGCAGGAGGGCGCCCCAGCAGCUAGAUCGCCCUGGACUCUCGUUUUCUACGUCCUGCUCCAUCCUGUAGGCAGAACCCAAGGGCGCUGUGUUUCUGUGAAUGCCAGGCAGGCUGCACCCUCCUCCCCACACGCACUCAUGUGGGCCUCCUCUCCCAUGAGCACAGGCCACCCCUUGGGUCACCUCCUCAUGCAUCUGGUCAUCGUUUAAAUCCUCACGUCACCCGAUCCGUCGUAGUCUUCCAUCGCUUUUCUAUGUUUGUUGUUGUUAAAUAUUUAUUUAUUUGGUUGUACCGGGUCUUAGUUGUGGCACAUGGGCUCCUUAGUUGUGACACGCAGGCUCCUUAGUUGUGGCAAGGGAACUCGUCGUUGCGGCAUGCAUGUGGGAUCUAGUUCCCUGACCAGGGAUGGGACCCGGGCCCCCUGCACUGGGAGCGUGGAGUCUUAUCCACUGCACCACCAGAGAAGUCUCUUCUAUCACGUUUCUUAGACCGCUUGCCCCAGCCCGUUCAGCAGGGCAGGUUCCAGAACCUACCACUUUACGUUAGAAACCGGGCCAGACGCCCCCUCCUGUGGCAGCCCCCACUGCUGCCAGCCGCUGGGCUCCCUCUGGGCUGAGACUGGGGAGGUGUCUUCCUGCCCAGUUCCAUCUGCGUGCCCCGCCCCCAGUCUCCUCUGAUCCUUGCGACCACCCCGAAGGCCCCUCCUCCUCACCCGGUCUCCCUCCAGCCCCUCCUCCUGAAUGAAGCCUACUCGAGGUGCCCCUGUGAUGGGCAGAGCCAAACUCUGACACGGGUCUGUCUGACUCGGGAGGCAUCUGUGGAUGUAGGGUCAAGGCCGACAGCGAGGCCCGAUUCUAGGUGCCUCCCUAGCACCUGAAACCAGCAGAGCCUCCGAGGGCAGGUGGCACAUCCGCCUCCCUGUGCUACUCCUGUGGUAAGAGCCCCAAGUCACAGAGCCCUCCCCACCACGUGGCUGACCCCGCCAAGCCUGCAGAAUUAUCCCAGCCGGCCAGGGACAUCCUGCAGCAGGGGCCACCCAAGGGCCCGUGACCCUGCGUGGCGUGAGGGUCAUCUACCCAGUGUAUCUCCGCACGUUGUGCGUUCAGCCACCCCCCGUAGCCCUAGGGCUGGUCGAACAGAAGAUGAUUAAGACGGUGGGCCCCCGGGUGCAGGCUGCCCACCAUGGGAGCUAUGGUACUCGGUGAGGAUGCUCAGAGGUAGGUAGGACACCACACCCCAGAGCUGCUGAGCAAGGCUGAAGCAGGGCCAGGAGAGCACGACUUUGAAGGGACACCACACACUCAGCCAUCAAGACAGGUGAUAGCUUCAUGUUCUACAAAAUGAAGAUGAAUUCAGGGACGUCCCUGGGGGUCCCGUGGGUAAGACUCCACACUCCCAAUGCAGGGGCCCGGGUUCCAUCCCUCCUCAGGGAACUAGACCCCGCGUGCUGCAACUAAAGGUCCUGCAUGCCUCAACGAAAGAUCCCGCGUGCCACGACCGAGACCUGGUGCAGCCAAAUAAGUCAAUAGUUUUUUAAAAAUGAAUGCAAAUUUUGUAAAAUGUUAAAUUUCAGUGUAGAGAUUUUUCACAGCUUUAUGGAGAUUUUCACAUACCAUGGAAUUCACUCCUUGAAGGUACACAGUUCAGUGGUUUCAGUCUAUUCACAGAGCUGUGCCUCCACCAUCACAAAUUUAAACGUUUUCUCACAUUUUCCAAAGACACACACUGUGAGUAGUCAUCCCCCGACUCCUCCUCCCCCCGCCCCGGCAAUCACCAGUCUCCUUUCUGCCUCUGUGGAGCUAUCAGAGCUUGUUUUUUUUGCUGCCGAGUAACAUUUCAUUGUAUGCAUGCAGCACACUUUGUUUAUCCAUUCCUAAGUUGUUGGGACAGUUUGGUUUGUUUGCACUUUUUGGUACUGUGAGUAAUGCCGCUGUGAACAGGCACGUGUGAGGGGGUGUGUGACAGACGUUUUUAUCUCUCUCGGGUGUAAGAUUAUGUUAGAGCUGGAAUUGCUGAUCACAUGGUAACAACAUGUACCCUUGAGAUGACUGUUUUCUAAAGCAGCUGCACCGUUUUGCAUACUCACUAGCAGUGUACAGGGUUCCAAUUUCUCCACGUCUUCCCCAGCACUCAUGAUUGUCUUUUCAUUAUAAUUACGCUAAAGGCUGUGAAGUGUGAUAAAGAGGUGUUAUAGGAUCCAUCUUUCUAAUCAUAAUCAAAUACAUUCAGAAAUAAGACCGAAAGGGCAAACUAUUUUCAAUUGAGAUAUUCUCCUGAAAAGACCUCUGGAUCAAAGAAGGAAUCACUAUUUCACAGCACAUUGACUCUUGCCCGCUGAAUUGGCCAGGCCAAGAAGGGAGUCCCAACCAAAUCAGACUGUGUCUUGCUGUACAAUCUAUUUGCUGGCAUCUAAAAGGGAAAGAGUCUUUGCAGGGGAGAGGGGGAGGGGGGAGAGUACGAUAGAACUUGCUUUUUCUCUAUUGCGAAAUGUGUGUUAGGGCCCUCAGGCCCAAGUCCGUUUGAGGGUGUGGGAGACAAAUUUUGGGGUAAAGGCCAGAAGUCACGAAACCAUGGCAGAGCAAGGCUCGAUGGGGCUCACAGACUCUGCUGCAGGGCCUGCUCACAGGAGUCCUGCUUUCAGGGCUGGGGCGAGGACAGCGUGGCCCUGCGGAGAGGGGACCUCUCGUGCCGGCUCUCCUGGCCAUGCCCGCUUGUCACUGCAGACGUUUACACAGGCAGGGACGGUAUACAGACUUCAAAGACCAAUCCAGAAGAGUGGAACAAAUAAAUCCAAAAUAGAGCUCUCUGCACAGAACACUAAAUAAAAUAGAUUAUACCCUUGAACCUGAGCAAAGAAAUGAGAGAGGUCACUAAGGUACGUAAGUCUAGUCAUGAAAAAGGAGUAAUAUGUACACACUGAAUAGCCUUCUAUCAGAGACAUAAAGAAAUAUAAAUUUAUAUGAGCAACGCCAUGGCCACACAUUUAAAAAUCCAGUGGAAGUGGAUUUUUUAAAACAGAAGCCCAAGGGAUACAGAAAUCUAUCUAGUUAUUUUAUGGAACUGGCUUAAUCUUAUGUGACUACAUAAAACUCUAGUUCCUGUAUAGCAAAGAGAGAGAGAAACAAGAUUAAAAGAGUCUGCACUGAAUCUGUGCCACCCAGUACAGAUAAAAGGUUAAUAUCCCGAAAAGACAAAGAGCACCUUUAAAUUGAUAAGAACAAGGCAAACAUCCAAAGGAAAGUUAGCAAAACACACAAAUGGACAAGUCACGAGGAGGAACAGGCAAUGUCCCUGUCAUUUGAAGCCUAGACACGGGAUUUAAAGUGGCUACAACUUGUGACUCUGCCUGGCAAGGCAGCAGAAAACAACCAAAGCAAGCCUCCUUGCUGGGUGCAGCAGCCUUUGAGAAAGCAAGCUGGGGACAACAGCAACAUUUUAAAAUAGCUGACCCUUUCACCUGGGAACACGACUUCUUGGACUUUGCCUUUUUUUUUUGAAAUACAGUUGAUUUACAAUGUUGUGUUAGUUUCAGGUGUACAGCAAAGUGAUUCAGUUAUACGUAUACAUAUAUUGAUUCUUCAUAUGUUUUCUCAUAUAGGUUAUUACAAAAUGUUGCGUAGAGUUCCCUGUGCUAUACAGUAGGUCCUUGUUGUCUGUCUAAUUUAUAGUAGCAUGUAUCUGUUAACCCCAAACUCCCGGUUUAUGCCUCCCCCACUUUCCCCUUUGGUAACCAUAAGUUUGUUUUCUGCGUCUGUGAGUCUGUGUAUGUUUUGUAUACAAGUUCAUGUAUAUCAUGUCUUUUAAGAUGCCACAUAUAAGCAAUAUCAUAUGAUAUUGUCUCUGGCUUACCUCGCUUAGUAUGAUAUUCUCUAGGUCCACCUAUGUUGCUGCAAAUGACAUUAUUUCAUUCUUUUUAUGGCUGAGUAAUAUUCCAUUGUAUAUAUGUACCACAUCUCUUGUCCAAUCAUCUGUGGAUGGACGUGUAGGUUGCUUCCAUGUGUUGGCUAUUGUAAAUAGUGCUGCGAUGAACAUGGGAGUGUGCGUGUAUCUUUUUAAACCAUAGUUUUUUCUGGGUAUAUGCCCAGGACUGAGAUUGCACACAGCAUGGCCAAAACAAAUAAACAAACCCAUGGAA
Messenger RNA from Hippopotamus amphibius kiboko, 9071 nucleotides. RefSeq names its product zinc finger protein 446 (gene ZNF446). Gene Ontology annotation, biological process: regulation of DNA-templated transcription. The transcript has 6 exons. Bases 569 to 1930 code for a protein of 453 amino acids. Lineage: Eukaryota; Metazoa; Chordata; Mammalia; Artiodactyla; Hippopotamidae. The record is from RefSeq and is a predicted model, not a curated record.